Molecule: messenger RNA, 1863 nt
Organism: Botrytis byssoidea
Lineage: Eukaryota; Fungi; Ascomycota; Leotiomycetes; Helotiales; Sclerotiniaceae
Exons: 2
Coding region: 1-1863 (620 amino acids)
Molecular function (GO): flavin adenine dinucleotide binding; oxidoreductase activity, acting on CH-OH group of donors
Source: RefSeq, a predicted model, not a curated record
AUGUCUUCAAGAAACAAAGAUGUCGACACCUUUGACGUAAUAAUCGUUGGCGGUGGAACAGCAGGUAGCGUCCUGGCAGCACGCCUCUCAUCUACCCCCACUCUUCGUAUUCUCGUACUCGAAGCAGGCCAAAAUCGCAACUCAGACCCCAAAGUCAGUACUCCAGGCCUUGCUGGUUCAAUAUUUGGAGACCAGAAUUAUGAUUGGGGAUUCCGGACUGUGUCAGAGCAGGGGUUGAAUGGUAGAGUGAUUUUGCAACCACGGGGCAAGUUAUGGGGUGGAAGUAGUGCAAUCAAUUCACAUGCAUUGGUGUAUCCGUCGAGCGCAUAUCAUAAUGCAUGGGGAAGUUUGGUAGGUGCUGGGAAAGGUUGGGAUUGGGAAGGGAUUGGGAAGUAUUAUACGAGGUUUCAAAAAUUGCAAGCACCUGGCGAGGAGGUUAAGCGAGAGUUGAAGAUUGGGGACUUUGCGAUGGAAGGUGGAAAUGUCCGUAGGCAUAACGAGAGCGAAAAUGAGGAGGGAAUUCAAGCCUCGUACCCUGUGACGUUACAUCCGAUGCAGAAAGCUUGGACAGAUGCGAUCCAAGAUCUGGGAUAUAGCUCGUCGAAGAACCCAGUCGAGGGAGAUGUUCUUGGAGGGUCUACGACGACGAAUGCUAUUGAUUCCUGCAAAGGCGAAAGGAGCCAUGCUGGGGUCGCAUUUCUGGAGCCGUCCACAAAACGAGAUAAUCUUGUUGUCAGAAGUAAUGUACUGGUGAACAAGAUUAUCUUUGACGAGGAGAAAAGGGACGGUAAGGCUGUUGCAAAAGGUGUUCUUUACAGCCAUGAAAAUGGGGAAAUUGUGAUUGCUCAUGCGAAUCGAGAAGUCGUGGUAUGUGCUGGGACAUUUGGAUCACCAAAGUUACUGGAGCUAUCCGGAAUUGGACAACGUGAAAGACUUGCUACUGCGGGUAUCGAAUGUCUUCGUGAACUUGCGGGUGUCGGCGAAAACCUCCAAGACCAUCUGAACUUUGGGCCUUCCGUUGAAGUGCUAGAUAAUAUCGAAACAGCAGAUGUCUCUGCCCAUGAUCCCACAAUAAUGGAAGCCGCCAAAAAACUGUACGAAGCUAAGCACAUAGGUCGGCUAGCAGAAGGUGCCGCGUAUAGUUUCUCUUAUCUGCCACUAAAAGCCUUCAACUCAGAAGAAGAAGAACGCGAAUUGACAACUCUCGUUAACAAGAUCCUCCUGGAUACCUCAUCAACAGUCAGCAAAGGACUAAAAGCCCAGUACGAUAUCAUCAAGCGCAUUAUAUUCGACCCAGAAGAAGCAUCCUCAACAGUCUUCAUGACGCGGAAACAACGAUACACCACGAGUACUGCACCUGCACCAGGGAACUAUAUGACCAUAUUAGCUAUGCUUUCCCACCCCUUCUCUCGUGGAAGCUCUCAUAUAACAACUGCCGACCCUGGCGAGUAUCCUGAAAUCAAAAUCAACUACCUCGAACAUCCCCUAGACACGGAAAUUCUAUCUCGCCACAUAAUCCAAAUCGGCCAAAUGCUGGAACAGCCUAAGCUAUCUGCGCUUCUCAAGCCAGGUGGCAACACUUUGCCGAGUGGAUUUCCUCGUCAUGCCAAGAGCGUAGAGGAAGUGACAAGCUUCAUUCGCCAAUACGGAGCCACAAAUUACCAUCCUGUAGGAACAUGUGCUAUGAUGGAUGAGGAUUUGGAUGGGGUUGUUGACGAGAACUUGGUUGUGUAUGGAACGGCGAAUGUGAGAGUUUGUGAUGCGAGUGUUAUCCCAAUUGAACCUCGUGGAAAUGUCUUGAGUACUGUUUAUGCGGUAGCAGAGAAGGGGGCGGAUAUUUUGAAGAGAGAUCUGGGGGUUUGA